AACUUGAUGCAAAUUUCACAAAUAUAAAGACAGGACCCUCGUUUCCAGUUCAAGAAAUGAUGCAAUUCACACAUUUGAAAAGGAACAAUCCACAUCUGAAGACACUUAUUUCUUUAGGAGGCUGGAUAAUGGGCAGCUUACCAUUUAUGACUCUUGUUGCGAACGAGGUUACAAUGCGUGCGUUCGCAACGAACGCUGUUAAAUUUUUACGUGCUCAUGACUUUGAUGGCAUUGAUAUUGACUGGGAGUUUCCAAACGAGCGUGGUAGUGAAAUUGAAGAUAAGGCGAACUUUAUAAAGUUAUUAGAAAUAUUGCACACUGCAUUUGUAAAUGAACCAAAUCGGGGGAACAAAGAGCGAUUAUUAUUAACAGCGGCAGUAGCACCAACGGAGGAAAGGAUAAUUCGGUCCUACAACGUGCAAGGCCUAAUAAAGUACUUGGAUUUGAUGGGACUUAUAACCUACGAUUACCACGGUGAAUGGGAAAAUAGCGUUAAUGUUCACAAUGCUUUAUAUAGUACGACGGAUGAAAGCGUGGACGGUUCCUUGAAGUAUUGGCUUAGUCAAGGGGUACCUAAGAAUAAAGUACUUGUUGGAAUCCCAACUUACGGUCGCAAGUUUCUAUUAAAUGAUUCAACAAAUGGAACAAUUGGGGCUUCAAGCAACGGAGGCGGAGAUAUCUCAUAUGGGGAAAUCUGCAAAAUGAUCAAGACGCAUCAAAUUACCCCGGUAACUCUACAGACGGAGAAAGUUCCAUAUUUCCAUCAUAAAAAUCAGUGGAUUACGUAUGAGGACGUCACCAGUAUUACUGAGAAGGCUGGGUAUAUUCGGUCACAGGGUGUGGCUGGUGCUAUGGUGUGGGCAAUUAAUUUGGACGAUUACGCAGGCGUUUGUGGCUCAGGCACCUUCCCUUUGUUAAAAGCGCUUAGGAAAAGACUUUCCACUGAUGCUAUUGUUGGAUGAGAUUUAUAACGCUUGAUGCCAUUUGAAGACUUGAAAUAAAACAACUUGAUUACA
Molecule: messenger RNA, 1016 nt
Organism: Ruditapes philippinarum (Manila clam)
Lineage: Eukaryota; Metazoa; Mollusca; Bivalvia; Venerida; Veneridae
Product: chitotriosidase-1-like
Biological process (GO): chitin catabolic process; carbohydrate metabolic process
Cellular component (GO): extracellular region
Molecular function (GO): chitinase activity; chitin binding
Source: RefSeq, a predicted model, not a curated record